Molecule: messenger RNA, 1871 nt
Organism: Osmia bicornis bicornis
Lineage: Eukaryota; Metazoa; Arthropoda; Insecta; Hymenoptera; Megachilidae
Gene: wgn
Product: tumor necrosis factor receptor superfamily member wengen
Exons: 5
Coding region: 591-1487 (298 amino acids)
Molecular function (GO): protein binding
Source: RefSeq, a predicted model, not a curated record
AAAAUAUAUGAUAAUAAGAUUAUUUAGUUUGUAAUCGUCCUUAUGAUUGUUGAAUAGCAAAGAAUUAUUUUUAUAUUAAAGGCAUUUUUAUAGCGAUGUUUAAAGCCAUCACUAUUUUUUUUUCUUUCAUUCUACCGCGUGGCUCCCUCUGUCCUCUUUCAUCUUCUUUCAGCUCUAAGUUUCUUUCCGUAUCUUUUUCCUUUCAAUACAUUUCUCUCUCUUACAAACUUCUCUUUUCAAGAGAGGAUUGUGGGCGGAAAUUAGAAUAACCAGUCUAGCCAGUCGUGUUGUAGUCGGCGCGUGGUGAGUGUCUAGUCCGUGUUGGGUGGAGAUUUUUCGAAAUACCGCCUUUUCUUUUUCUUUUUUUAAAAUGUUGAAAAGAACAUUUCCUUGAUUUUUAGCGUAAAAAGUACUCGUAAACCUGUUCAGCUUUGUUCGAUCGAACCGGUAUUCACGAUUUCAUUCGAAUGUGUGGAUCAACAAUUUUUUGUGAACUCUCGAUAUUUUAUUACUUCUUUUCCUGCUAAUCGAUUUUGGAUAUAUCGAUUGGAUUGCAUCAUGACAAGUUUGAAUUUAUCGAAGGCAGCGUGAUGCCUGGGGAGGCCAGUCGGGGAUAUCUGUUGGCCGUGCUGCUGCUGCUGCUGCUGCUACUGGUCGGUUCCCGCAAGGCUGGCUGCUCGACAUCCGCUCCCCGAUAUCCCGUGUGUAAACCGGGUUUCGAAUUUUGGUCGGUCGAGCGUGACACCUGUUGGCCUUGCACCAGAUGCGCUCCUGAAUUUACUUUGAGCCCCUGCACCAUUUACAAGGAUGCUAUUUGCGGACCACUGUCAGCACUCGAGCUCGAUUGGUCUUUCCUCUCGACGAAGAAACGACCGGAAACCGGUCAAAGAAGCCUCGAGGCUGUCACCUCAAAGAUGUUUUGGAGGUUCUCCGAUCUGGAUCAAGAACAGAUCAGAGAGGAAUCGAACGAUUUCGUUGGACGCGUAGAAAACUUGGAACGUAACAUUAAGAAGCAGACGGUAAACGAGCCUCGUCGAAGGGAAACGUCUUCGGAGGAGAAAAUCCUGUGGGAUUGGCAAACUGGAGCCCUGAUCCUUGCCAUCUGUGCCUGUAUUCUUUUCUUCUUGGUCGCAGGAUGCUCAGCUCUAGUCUACGCGAGACAGUGGCGGCGAAUGAAGAAGAACUUCGAGCCAGUGGGUUUAGAAGAGAUCUCGGCUCGAUUAAAUUUAAUGGUCAAGGCAGAACUAGCCGAACUGGUUGCUGGCGCGCCCAUGAACCCGGGUGAUCCCGAAACAAGGUGCCAAUAUCUUGAGAAACUCUUGGAUCGGAAAAGGGAAACUUCUGUGAUGGUCGAUUGGCCGGAAGUAACCGGAAAUCUCUACAUAGAAGAGAGAGAGCCUCCUAAAGGGAAGAGAAUGCAUAUCGCUCGAAUUCAUCGAAACAUCGAAACGAUUUUAAAUCAGAAAAAGAAUUCUACCGACCAGUAGAAUCUCUGAAAGAAAAAGAAGAUUGCUAAAUUAGUUUUGUAUUUAUAUUCGUAUUUAUAAUUGUAUUCGACGUGGAUGGACGAAGAAACGACGAAUGGUACAAAAUUGUACACGAGGAAUCUGUAUUAUUUUUUUUAAUAAUUUAAUAUCUUUAGUUUUUUUUUAUAUAACUUUUUUUUGUUUGUUAUUUAAGUAAAUACAUGAACAAGGGAGAGGUAAAACUCCUCGCUCCAAGUCUCGGAGCUCGAAUAAGAUCGAGCCACGAUCGACUUGACCGUUCAAUUAUUUAUUACUUUUUAUUAGCUUUAAAAGCCGCCAUCUUUGUAAUAUAAUAUUAACGAUGUAUCUACCGGAAAAGAAAAUAAAAUGGUAUAAACGAUGGAA